Lepisosteus oculatus (spotted gar) is the source of this 7648-nucleotide messenger RNA. Its product is annotated as kirre like nephrin family adhesion molecule 3. Gene Ontology annotation, biological process: cell-cell adhesion; synapse assembly. The record is from RefSeq and is a predicted model, not a curated record. Gene Ontology annotation, molecular function: cell adhesion molecule binding. Gene Ontology annotation, cellular component: plasma membrane; cell-cell junction. Lineage: Eukaryota; Metazoa; Chordata; Actinopteri; Semionotiformes; Lepisosteidae.
CUCAGGCAGGCAGGCAGGCAGACUGGCAACCGGCUGAGGGAGGAGCAAAGCUGGGGAGCAGUCUCUGCUGUUCUGUGCCGAGCCGAGUCGCUUGCUCGCUGUGUGUGUGCGUGCGUGUGUGAGUGAGAGAGAGAGCCGCGCGCUGAUGCUCCGAGAUUGAGAAUGGAACAGCGCUGAAAGAGGCAGAGAGCAAAGCCGAGAGCUCACUUCAGCUGGAGAGUAGAGCGAAACUGUGCGCCGGGCGACUGGGGGAGAGCGGGCUUAGGGGACGAAGAGAGAAUUGAGAGGGGGGAAAAAAAGAGGACGCUGAAGAGCAGAACACGACCUCACCCUCGAAAGAAAGAAUAGAGGAGCUAGGGAGGCUCGAAUUACUGUCCUGAACUGUAAUAUAGAACACCGUAGUAUCUUGACUGAAGUUAAUGUCUGUUCUUGCUUGCUGCUCCGUACAUAUGACUUCUUCACCAGUCAUGACCGCCUGCAUCUUUUUCUACUUUUGGCUUGUGGGACAUGGAGUGCUCGCCAUGUUUGCCCAGCAGCCGCAGGACCUGGUGGUCGUCGCCGGGCAGCCGGUGACCCUGCACUGCGCCAUCCCCGGUUACCAUGGCAUCGUGCUCUGGAUCAAGGACGGCCUCGCGCUGGGGGUGGGCAGGGACCUGUCAGGGUAUCCGCGGUACUCCGUCGUGGGCGACCACAGCGCCGGGGAGCACCACCUGCGCAUCCAGAGGGCGGAGCUGAUGGACGACGCCGUGUUCGAGUGCCAGGCCAUCCAGGCAGCCAUGAGGUCGCGCCCCGCCAGGCUGACGGUGCUGGUCCCCCCCGAUGACCCGGUGAUAAACGGAGGCCCGGUGGUGAGCCUGAGGGCAGGGGACCCCCUCAACUUAACCUGCCACGCCGACAACGCCAAGCCUGCCGCCUCCAUCCUCUGGAUCCGCAACGGCGAAGUGCUCAACGGGGCCAUGUACUCUAAGACGCUGGUGCGGGACGGCCGGCGGGAGAGCACCGUCAGCACGCUGUACGUCUCGCCCUCCAACAUCGAGACGGGCCAGCAGAUCGUCUGCCGCGCCUCCAACAAGGCCGUGCCCGGCGGCAAGGAGACCAGCGUCACCAUCGACAUCCAGCACCUUCCCCUGGUGAAUCUGUCGGUGGAGCCCCAGCCCAUCCUCGAGGGAAACCUGGUGAAGUUCCACUGCUCUGCCAAGGCCAACCCUCCAGUCACGCAGUACAGGUGGGCGAAAGGUGGCAGUGUGAUCAAGGAGGUCACGGGUGACGUGUAUGAGGUCAUCGUGGACCACUCGUUUUUCACCGAGCCCGUGUCCUGCGAGGUCACCAACCCUCUGGGCAGCACCAACAUCAGCCGAAACGUGGACGUUUACUUUGGCCCCCGGAUGGCCGCAGAGCCGCAGUCCCUGCUGGUGGAUCUGGGGUCCGACGCCGUCUUCAACUGCGCCUGGACCGGCAACCCCUCCCUCACCAUCGUGUGGAUGAAGAGAGGCUCUGGAGUGGUGCUGAGCAACGAGAACAUCCUGACGCUGAAGGCGGUGAGGCAGGAGGAUGCUGGGAAGUACGUCUGCCGCGCCGUGGUCCCCCGGGUCGGCGCCGACGAGAAGGAGGUGUCGCUCACCGUGAACGGCCCGCCCAUCAUCUCCAGCACCCAGACCCAGCACGCGCUGCACGGAGAGAAGGGCCAGAUCAAGUGCUUCAUCCGCAGCACGCCGCCUCCCGACAGAAUAGCCUGGUCCUGGAAGGAGAACGUGCUAGAGUCAGGCACAUCCGGCCGCUACACGGUGGAGACGGUCAGUACUGAGGAAGGGGUCAUCUCCACACUGACCAUCAGCAACAUCGUCCGGGCGGACUUCCAGACCAUCUACAACUGCACCGCCUGGAACAGCUUCGGCUCUGACACCGAAAUCAUUAGACUCAAGGAACAAGGUGGGAGCCAAGAGUCGCUCCCCAUGGCGGUCAUCAUUGGCGUCGCGGUCGGGGCGUUCGUCGCCUUCAUUGUUCUCAUGGCGACCAUUGGCGCUUUCUGCUGCACCCGCUCCCAGAGGAACCUGAAAGGUGUGGUUUCUGCAAAGAAUGACAUCCGGGUAGAAAUUGUGCACAAAGACCACAGCGCCGCUCGGGAGACAGAGGAGCACGCAGCCAUCAAACAGCUCAUGAUCGAGAGAGGAGAGUUCCAGCAGGAGUCAGUCCUGAAGCAACUGGAGGUCCUGCAGGAGGAGGAGAAGGAGUACCAGCACAUCAAGGACCCCACCAAUGGGUACUACAGCGUCAACACGUUUAAAGAGCACCACUCCACCCCCACCAUCUCGCUGGCGGGCACCCAGACCACCGAGCUGCGCAGCACCACCACUGCCACCAUGGGCAAGCAGCGCGUGCCCACGGGCAUGUCCUUCACCAACAUCUACACCACGCUGGGCGCCGGGCCCAACCGCCUCUACGACUACAGCCAGCGCUUCGUGCUGGGCAUGGGCAGCAGCUCCAUCGAGCUGUGCGAGCGCGAGUUCCAGCGCAGCUCCAUGAGCGACUCCAGCUCCUUCCUGGACACGCAGUGCGACAGCAGCGUCAGCAGCUACAGCAAGCAGGACGGCUACGUGCAGUUCGACAAGGCCAGCAAGGCCUCCGCCUCCUCGUCCUCCCACUACUCCCAGUCCUCCUCCCAGAACUCCGACCUCACGCGGCCCCUGCAGAAACGCAUGCAGACCCACGUUUAACCUCCGGGGGGGGGGCGCUGGAGAGGAGGGGGGGCAGGGGGAGGGAUGGUGGCAGGGUGUAGGUUCACCCCUUGGGGAAAGCAAAAACCCCAGGGGUGCAAUGGAUGGGGGAAACUUCUUAAGAGCACAUUUUUUUUAAAAAAAGGAUCUUUUUAUAGUUUACUUACGUUAAGGAGAGGCGUCUGAGCCCUGAAGAUCUGGAAAUCCGGGCUUGUGUCAGCGGAGCGAGCUGGGAUGGCCUGAACGGCCUCCCCUCGUUCGCAAGCCUUCCUGUGUCCUCGUACCCGAUUCCCAGCCCAGUCCGUCCCCGGCGAGAGCUCUACCUCCUCGUGCUUCUGAGCAGCCAGUGAGGUGCGCGCUGCAGUCCCGCGGCCCGCGGAAAACGUCUCGGGCGGCUUCCCCCAAGCCUCAGCUCACCUUCGCUGGGAACGGCAAGUGCCGAGUGUCUGCUAGGAGUGUUCAGCAUGACAGCUGCUGGAGAGCAUUAGCGGGUCUGCAAUUUUACCCCAACUGGGCGUGCGAAGGAAUAAUCCCAGGAUUUCAGAGGAAAAAACACACCUAUUUUCAUUACACAUUAGCUCUUAUGAGCUUAAAUUCUACUGACCAUUGCAUUUUGAAGCACAAAAAAAAAGGAGAUGGUUCACAGCAUUCUUGUCACAGAAAAGAUGUGGUUUUCCGGCCUGGAUUAUUAAACUUUACUGCCCGGUGGCUCCAUUCAAGCUGUUAGCAUCCAGCUUCCAAACUGUUUUUGUUUGUAGACGUGCAAACGGACAAGUAGUGCUUGACUGUUUCUUCAGUCCUGCUCUGUGAAAAUCUACAAAGAAUACAGGAUAGUGGGACGGGAGGAAAAUUGUGUGCCUCGUUUUGAAACAAAUGUCAGUGGUUAAUAAUGCAGAGAGGUUGCAACCCACAGCUAAAGAAAUGUUGGUGUAAAAUACUAUGUAGUAUUGCUUUCAUUUAAAAUGCUGUCUAGUAUUUUUUUCAGUUCAUCUUUUUGGGAAUUUGACUGCACACUAUAUGUGAUUUGAUUUCGCCUUCUACAGAAGACAGAGGGGAAAAAAAGAGUUAAAUGCACAGAGCCACAGGAUUCCCACACACAGGUUUGCAAGGCAAGAAAGAACACUGCUUUUGAAGUUUCACAUCUCUCUAGAUGCAGUUUUCCAUCUUUAAACCAUUCUGUUUCAGGCCCUUUUCUGAGGCACAAAGAGGAGAUUCUUCCCAUACUGUUCUCUGUUCUUUGCUGACAUGGCACAUAAACUCACAGAUGAAACAGAAAGAAUAAAAUGGGAUAGCUCUGAAAUCCUUUACUAGCUAUAGAGGCACUGGGUCUAGGAUAAUGGGAGUGCAACACUGUAAGGCUCAGGACAAACGGAGAGCAGACCAUGCCCACAUCUGGGAUGUGAAGUCUCGUUUCGCAGGACAACAGGGGACCUAACAGCUGAUAUCCAGACUUUCACUCAUGUGACCCAGAUGGUUCUGUCCUUACUAGGCACAGUCUUGUUUACAUUUUAGUUUCGUGAGCCAAGCUUUUUCCCCACAGUCAGCCUACUGAAUUAAGGGUUAUAUAGGGAGUGUAUAUGUAUAUAGUUUGGUGUAGUGUCUUUAUAAUUUAUUGGGAAACAGUUUUCUCUGCCUAAGUCCGUUGUGUCACUGGAGUAAUGAGUGUGUUCACUAUUACUUGUGAACUAUUCUUGAGCUCAUCUGUAAUCUGCUAAAUGGAUGAAAAUGAAGUGGUCAAGACCUGCGGAGCCUGUUGAAUUCCACUGUAAACUGAUUUAAUUUGAAACAAUAGAUUUGAUGUGGACACGAUGAUGACUUUGUAGAGACUAUAGUCUUAUUAAAGCAGUUUGUGUUUCCAGCUACCACAAACAGUGCAGAGCUGAAUCAAAAGGUUCGCAGGCAAUAUGCAGUGCCCAGUGAUUGUGACAGAGUCAUCAAGGGAAACAGGGGAGUUUGCUUAUUUAUUUGCCUUUCAAUUAUAAAAUUACAGUGACAGGUCUAAUACUUCUUGUGAUGUUGUAAAUGUUAGAAUACCGUUUGAACUGAAGUAUCAGAACCACGCUAUCCGUCAAGCUCAUGACCUGAUUGGAGUGCAGUGAGUCACUUUACAUGUCUGCUGUGGUUUCUGUACAAACAAAAUCUGUAACAAGCUCCUCCUUUAGUGCAGCUGCUCCAGCCCCACCUGUCUGUAUCAUCGCCAGCAUCACAGAGCAGAAAAACUGGUCCUUCUUCAGAAAGACACCGUUUUCAAAAUCCGGUCAUCACAUUUGAAACUUAAAUGGUUACGUGUAACAAAGCUUUUUUUAAGCAUAUAAUGAUUGUGUCAAAAUGACAAUCCGUACGAUCUCAAGCUUCAAUAAAAAUGAUGGAUUGGCAGCGUGCUUCCGUCUGAAAUUGUCAUUGGUGCCUGUCAUUUCAGUGUGGUGAGAAGACCACCUGCAACCCCCCCUGAUUCGUGCAUUUGAACAAAAUGUGAUGUGUAUGCGGAGGAGUCUUGCAGGAGUUUCGAAAGUCUGAAAAACCAAAAACAGUGUAAUCUUCAGGUGAGAACAAGAAAAUGUCAAUGUUCUGAGUUCUCUGUAAAAGUAUCUGACUUCUGCUUAAAUUUCUUGCUGUAGAAUUUAAGUCCCUAUAUUUUGCUUCUAGUUGUUUUUGGUCAUUAGAAAUCUGACAAAACUGUUGACUGUAGCAAACCUAUCCUAACCUUCUCUUCACUGGACCAGGAGAGGAAUGUUCCCAGUCGUCCCUGUAGUUGCUAACACCAUGUCACCUUUGGAGAAAUGUUGACAAUCCCUUGUGUUAAAAGCCUCCAUUUUUAAAAACAGAAGUGACAAAGGAGUGAAUUACUGCUCAAUGCACUUUAUAUAUAUAUCUAUUCAAGACUUUUCAAUGGGUUUUAUAUAUCGGUGGUAAAGUCUGACUUUUAUUUAGUUGCAUUAUGGGGUCAAAUCCAUUAGUAGAAUGAUAUGAAAGGGUUUGUUUCAAUGGAUGUAAUGUCUGAGAGCUUUGUCUGGUGUAUAUAACUCUCAGAUACUUUCUGUACAUUUUUUUAGUCAUUUUAUAUUUUAGAAAAAAAAAAUCAAUUUAAUGAUCAUGGUAGAGACAAUCAAAAACAUUUCCUUUCCUGCUCUGUAUGUCGGCAGCUGAGGUUGUCUGCACUUUGAAGUGCUGUUUUGUCCUUUCAAACGUGCUUCCCGUUGGAAGGAGACCUGGUGAUAUCCGGUGGCUGCAGUCUGUCACUGUGUCACUAUGAGUUGUCUCAAGUGCUUUGAAAUAGUCUCUCUACCCGGUGGCUUGACUACAUAUAAUGUAGCCUUGUUGGAAUGGUUCGCGCACCAGCUAAAGUUUGGUGUAAGCACCUUAUUCCGUUGUUAGCAAGACCGUGAUUUCUUCUAUCGCCAGUGGAGAGGAAGAUGCAUUUUUCAUUCUAAAACCCAAUCUACUAGAGAGAGCAAAACCCUUGGGGACCCAUCAGACUGCUGCUCUGCUCGUACCCUCUUAACUAAAUGAGGACAUCCAUGGCUCUUUAAAAGCUGGUUUAAUCCUUGCUCCAUGCAAAUUAUGGACUCACUCUAUGUUCCUUUUAUAACAACUGCUCUUGAAUAGCUGCAACAGUACAGGCAGAACAAAGAAGUAUAGAGGAAACCCGCCUAUUACUUUUAUACACCAUAGUCAGGUAAAUUAAUCCUUCCGGCGCAAAAUCUUUUGCCCUUUUACCAAAGCCAACCUCUUUUCUAUAACUCCCUCAAGUCGGUUUCAUAUUGUAGUCCAGUAUUUUAAAAUACAGUAUAUGUGAUUGCUUUUUUUGAAGAUCGGAAGGAAAAUUAAAAAAAAAACUCCCUAUACAUAUAUACCAAACCAUGAAAUAAGUUUCCCUUUUCCCAUCACUCUUAACAGAUUGUGCAGUGUUCCCUGAAAAGUUCUUAUCUGCUAAGGUCUUGCAAAUCCCCCAGUUGUGUGGUGUUUCUGAUGUAAUUUAGUUCUUUUGCUGUGUUCUCAAUGCACUGUGUUGCUCUCCAUCCCCGAACAACCGUGCUGUACGUCUGCAGGAAAUAAAAUGGAUGAAUAUUUAUAAUAAAGUCUCACUGGAGACAUGAUAUUCAAAGUGGUAGAUAAUACAUGAUUGAUUAUGUAAGUUUUGCAUCAUAAAACGUCACUGAGUUUUCUAUAAUAAAAAGCACAGCAUUGUUGUACUCCAAGGGCACAUCAUAAAAUAAGAUCAUUUACAGCUGUUUAGCAGUACAGUGGUAUCCCUCAGUAUGUGCAGCUGUACUGUUGUAUAUACAGAUGUACUGCGGUAUCCCUCAGUAUGUGCAGCUGUACUGUGCUGUUCCUCAGUACAGUAUGUACAGCUGUACAGUUGUACUGCUCUACUGUUAUCACACAAAGAGAGACUGUUUCUUGGGGAAGCAGGUUUCAAACAAUAAUUGUUGCAGUAUUGUUUUUCUUGAUAAAUUCAUUACCUUUUCGUGAACUGGCUACUUAAUUGCAGUGAAAAGCCUAUAAAAUGUUUUGUAUAAAGGAGUAACUUUUCAUUUUUAAGCUUCAUGCUAAACACUAGCACUUUAUCAACACACUGCACUUCCUGAAAUGUGUGGUUUACAGUUUCCGAAACCUGAAACGUUGUUUUUCUUACUUAUGUUCAGGGCCCAGCGACCAUGCUGGCCUUUACUGGGCCUGCUGUGUGUGGCCUAGUGUGUGUGCGCUCCCCGAAGUGUGUCACUGUACAGUCAAGUCUGCUGUCAAUGCAAGGAUAACAAGCCCACCCCCUGCAUCAUCAGCGGUGUGAGACCACUUAAAAAUACUUUUAAAGUAUUAUUAAUUAAGAAUGAUUCAUCUCUCCAUUAUCUUAAAGCAAAACAAAAAGUGCAAAUGAGUGAUAACCCGCAUCUAUGUACAGUCAAAUUGAAAACUUGCACAGAACAAAAAAAAAA